AUGAAGACUAUCAGAUAUUAUGAAAAUGUAAGCGGUUAUAUGAAAGAGUACUUCGUACUUCACUUCUUCAUACACCUUUCUAUAACACUGUCAUGCGUACUUGGAAGAAUAUCAAGACUUCAAGAAUAUUCAAAUGAGUUCAGUAUAGAUGAAAACUGUCCUAUUGGCACAGAAGUUGGUACUAUAAGUGCAAUUGUAAUACCAAAUCCUAAGUCUUCAUCUAGUCUACUUUCAUCACAGUCACAGAUGAAACAUUCAAAUGAAAAUGAAAUUGGACAACUUGUAGGACUCACCUACAAACUGGGUUCACCAUCUGCUUUGUUCAACAUACAUGAAAGAAAAGGUUUAUUAACUACGAAAGCUGAAAUUGAUGCAGAAGCUUUAUGCUAUCAAGUAGUAAAAUUAAAUACAGAACAGAUGGAAGACAGUGACACUUCAGUAAUUGAUUUAGAAUCUGGUGGACUGAAAAAUAAUCGUAGCAAGAUAGCAACAGCUGUCGAUCAAAUCAAGUGUAACAGCUCCGGUGAUCUAACAGUUCAACUCGAUGUCAAUGCUAUACAAGCCGAUGGCAGUCUUCGAUCAGUUCAUCAUAUUACCAUUCGUAUACAUGAUCUCAAUGAUAAUGGACCAAAAUUUGAGCAAAUCAGAUGGCAUAAAAGAUUAAAAGAAGCUCUUUAUCGAGCUGGUAGAAAAAUUGACCUACCCAGAGCUAGAGAUAUUGACUUACUCGCUGAACAUAGACGAAUGAAUUAUCGACUUGACCCAUUACAUGAAGAAGGACAUAAUUCAAUUAAUCCAGCUAAAAGUCCAUUUAAACUAGAAAUAAGCAAUCUGGGUCAACCUCGUUUAGUACUAACUGAAGAUUUAGACGCUGAAGUGGAAACCAGACACAGAUUUGUUCUGGUAGCUUAUAGUCCAAAUCCUGUCGUGUCUAGAAACACGUUAAACAACCCAAUUAUACCAAAAGAAUCUUAUUUGGAAAUAGAUAUUGAAGUCACAGAUAUGAAUGAUAAUGAACCCAGAUUCUCAUCCCCUGUAUACAACGUCAGUGUAGCAGAAAAUGCAUCAGUUGGAUCUGUGAUAUUUGAACUUGUUGCUUAUGAUCCAGACAGCACAUCACAAUUAACCUACACCAUGGCUUCUUCAUUAGAGUAUCAUGUAAUGUCCACUACAUUUCAUAUUGAAUCUGAUGGACAUGUUCGACUACGUAGUAGUUUGGACUAUGAAUUACGACAGAUCUAUUCUAUUCCAAUUGAAGUAACCGAUGGUGAAUUCUCUUCGCGUACUACACUAAAUGUUCAAGUACUUGAUGUAAACGAUGAACCUCCAGCAUUUGAACUGAAUCCAAAACAAUUAGUUGCAGAUGAAAAUUCUUUACCAGGCAAAUUAAUUGGACAGGUACGGAUUCGUGAUCCAGACAGUCCUAGUGUAAAUGGUCUUGUAGAGUGUUCAGAACCACCGGGAUUGGUUCGUCGUCAAGCGCUUCAAUUCUCACCUGAUCCAACUGUAAAUCCUACAGCACAAGGUUAUGAUUUAACUACUCGAAUAAUGCUUGACAGGGAAGAUCCUGAAAAUCCUAUUCCAGGUCAUUUAAUUAUUCAUCUGAUCUGUUCAGAUGGUGGUUCAAAUACUGGUAGGAUAGGUUCACAUAAUUCUGUUAGUGGAGUUCGUUUGACUUCAACUAUGACGGUGACGUUGACCAUUCGGGAUAUGAAUGAUCAUGGCCCGGUUUUUGAAAAUUCCGUUUAUCAUGUGUCAAUUCAAGAGAAUAAUCAGAUUGGAGAAAAAGUUGUUCAAAUAAGUGCUCAAGAUGAUGACGAAGGUGAGAAUGCAAGAAUUACCUACUCUUUGUUGGAUAGGGCUAAUUUCAAAAUAGACGCCUUGACAGGUUGGAUUACUCCAAAUUUGAUGUUUGACCGGGAGACACGUGAUUCAUACCAGGUAACAGCUAUAGCAACAGACCAUGGGAAGCCUCGUUUAUCUUCUUCUGUUUUAAUCAAUAUAACUGUAUUGGAUGUAAAUGAUCACAGUCCACUUCUAGCUUCAUAUGAAACUGAUGAAUCUCUUUUACAAACAAAUGAUUUACCUGUUGGACGUUUUGGAAUGAAAAAUAUGUUUAUUAUUCAAGAGAAUAUGCCAGCUAACACAUAUGUAGGUGAUAUUUUAGCAUUCGACAAAGAUGAAGGAUUAAAUGCUGAAUUGAAAUUCGAUCUACUUCCAGAUCCAGUGUUUCAUCUUCAUGAAAGGUUCAAACUCUUAACAAAUGGUUCACUUUACACAAAUGUUGAGUUGGAUAGGGAAGAAAAGGAUCAUUAUCGUCUUACCGUAGUUGUAAGUGACAAGUCACCUGAUGAACCACUGUCGACGACAGGAACUAUUGGUAUUAUUGUUCUGGAUGUAAAUGACAAUCGACCACAGCUUUUAAAGCCUCAAGGACUAUUAUCGCCUAAUAACUCACAGCUUAGAGAAUACAGACGACAUAUGAAUCCUGGUGUCCUGCUUUAUGAUCAACCUUCAGAAGAAGUAAAUCACAACAUAAUAAAAGGCAAUCAAAAACGCAGUGAUCCAGAAUACUAUACUCCUAUACCAAGUCCAGGAAUUAUUCCCGAGGCUGAAAAUGCAAAGUUCACACUUCCAGAACCCGUAAUUCAUCUAUCUGUGCAUGAAAAACCUGGACAAGUUAUCUGUGCACUAUAUGCAGAAGAUCCCGAUGCUGGAGAAAACGGUUCUGUGUUUUAUUUGCUUGAAGAAUUCUACGAUCUGUUAAUAAAUGAAAUUAAACCGAAUCCUCUAAUAAGAGUUAAUCCGGAGAACGGAGAUUUAGUAGUAUUACGCCAAAUGCUACCAACAGAUUUAGGAUAUCACUUUUUUAAAGUUACUGCAUCUGACCGUGGGCACCCUAAAAUGAAAAUGGAUCAAAAGAUCUUGUCAAUACUUGUGGAAGAUAUCCCAGCGUCUGGAGCAAUGGCACAUAAUUUAUUAUCUUCCAGUUACUACAUGAGCAAUAUAACAGGAUUAGAGCUGGCUAGUUGGACAGUGGGUGGGACUAAAAACAUCCUGGUCAUUUCGGUUUUAUCAGUCGUAUCAGCGAUUUUGGCAACUAUACUAAUUACAGCUAUCAUUUGUGUUAUAAAACCAUGCUCAAAAAAUAGACGCAGACAUAGAAAUGUUAACGGAAGAAAUGAUACACUGAGGGACCGACCACCUACAUAUCCUGGAAGUUCAGAAACAAAUGGAAUACUGAUGAAUGAAAGUGAAACUUUCAUAAAUGGAAGAAUGGAGCAACGUGGUUAUACAACAUCUACCGAUAUUUAUCAUCCCUUAUUUCAUAGACCUCUUGAUCCACUAAAUGGACAUUUCGAUAACUGGAGGCAUCAGUAUGGAAAUAAUGAAAUCAGCUGCGGGAAUAUAUCUUAUUCACACGGUACCUUACCAUCAGCUGACUUAGAACAUAGUAAUUCAAAAGACCACGACAUUCUAAUAAACCCAAGGCAUAUGAUUAACACCGAUAAUAAUAAAAUGAUACAUAACGGAACAUUACAAACUAACUAUGAAAACCUGAUUCAUCACAAUCUUCAUGAUAUGCAUACCUCACUGGAGUCAACGUCUGUUAGCAUAUCUCCUUCGUCUAGAAUGAAUGAUCAGUCUGUCUCCGUACGAGUCUUCAAUUCACAAAUAGGUUCUGAUGGAAUGAGUGAAAUGAAUGAUCAAAUUUCCUUACCACGACCUAAUAAACUAUCCGGUAUUGUUUACUCUAGUAAUUCAGUUACACCAAAACUUGACACAGCUAAUGAAUUUUAUAUUGCUAAACCAAUACCACUUGUAUCCAGAGUUAUAUGUAACUUUAAUGCAGAUCAAAUGGGUUCAGAAGAAACGACGAAAACUGAUGACGCACACACAACCAAUUCCAUGAAGUCGACACUAUCCCCAGUAAAUCUACUGGAUCCUGUCGCAGACGAUAGCUUGACGAGAUAUCAGGGGAGUCGAGUGGACACAGCAGUGCCUAAAUUUGGCACAUUUAAAAGUUGUAUGACGAUAGGGGAAGGACAGAAUUCAGUUGUUGAAGAGAUUGUGACAGGUGAAGAGCAAACGUGUGAUUCUGGUCGUGGUGGUAGUGAGGAGGAGUUGAUUUUGCGUAAAUUAGAUGAACAGCAAACUCACUCAAGCAUUCCAGAGAUAAGUUGUGAAACAGGGACUAAUGUAUGGAAUAAAUCUUCAUUUCAUUUAGAUUCAUCACCCAAUUCACUUGUUGUUAAUUCCGAUGAUAUGAAUUUAGUCAAUCCAUGGUCUAUGAAGAAAACGCAUUCAAUGAAAUCAGAAUAUCAUCAAAACAACAAUUACCACCGUUUGUACCUUUCCACUUCAUGA
Molecule: messenger RNA, 4368 nt
Organism: Trichobilharzia szidati
Lineage: Eukaryota; Metazoa; Platyhelminthes; Trematoda; Strigeidida; Schistosomatidae
Source: the annotation of a GenBank genome assembly